CUGAACCCACUCAGAAAAAUCGUGUUUCCGACUUUUCAGCGAUGGAGAAUAGCACAAAUACGCUAGCGGAUAUUUGCAAGAUGGCGGAUGCCAGGACUAGAGAAAUGAAACGAAUUUUAGUCGUUGGUUUAGCGUGUUUAGAUAUAAUCAAUACAGUUGACCGUUAUCCCCGAGAAGACGAGGACACAAGGGCGUUGUCACAGCGUUGGCAAAAAGGCGGAAAUGCUGCAAAUACGGCUGUAGUAUUAACCCAAACAUUAGACACAAGUUGUGAACUUUUAUGUUCUCUCAAUACAGGAAUCGAAGGGCAAUAUGUGAAAGAAGACUUACAAAAGCGAGGGGUUUUAAUAGAAAAUUGUCCGGUUAAUAAGAACUGCGGUUUUCCGACUUCGUGUGUGUUAAUAAAUUCAGUGUGUGGCUCACGAACUAUAAUUCAUGCCCGCAAUAACUUACCCGAAUUAGAAUUAACUGAUUUUGACAAACUCGAUUUAAGUUUAUAUUCUUGGAUUCAUUUUGAGGGAAGGAGAAAUGUUGAUGAAAUUAUCAAGAUGAUAAAGAAAGUCAGGGAUUUUGGUAGAGAACAAAAAUUACAAAUUAAAAUAUCAGUUGAAUUUGAGAAAAAACGGCCCGAAUUUGAACCGCUUUUCAAAGUAGAAGCAGAUGUAAUAUUCAUUGGAAAAGACUUCGCGCAGUUUUCUGGCUUCACCACGCCCGAAGAAACAGUGAACGGGCUUUCGACUCAAGUACACUCUACCUCAGUCCUUAUUUGCCCAUGGGGAGAGCGAGGGGCAGUUGCCAGGGGGUGUGACAAGGAGAUCUGUUCAUCACCCGCCUACCCACCCGAGAGAGUCGUCGAUACACUAGGAGCCGGGGAUACGUUUAUUGCUGGUGUUAUAUUUUGUUUAAAUCGAGGGAGGUUGAUCAAAGAUGCUAUUCAGUUUGGUUGUCAAUUGGCUGGAAAGAAAUGUGGUAUACAGGGAUUUGAUGGACUGAAAGUGACUCAAAGUGACUCUGACAUAAGGAGCUGAGGCUUUAGCAAACAAUCACGACGAGACAACGACCAUGAUAACAGUUAGAGUAGUCAGUAGCUAUAUAUAUAAACCAUUGAUUCAUGUAAACACAAUGGCACUUCGUGACCUUACUUUAUUAUAUUCAAAAUGACAGACCAUCAUUCAACUUUAUAAUUAUAAAUAAUGUAAUUGAGAAAUCGUCAAUGCCAUUAUUAUAUUGCAUGAUUCUAUAACAUAUUACAGAUACAAAUGUGACGAGAUUUUGUUGAUCGUGCUUGGAAAAUAAGUGUUUAUAUUUGUUUUCUUGCGGUCCGAAAUCAUAUUUUACGCUUUUCUGCAAUCUGAUUGGCUACGCGAGCGGUCCGUAUAUGGGCCCGUACGAACCGCGCGAGAUUUAAAGCAGCCGUAGAGCC
Paramuricea clavata is the source of this 1423-nucleotide messenger RNA. Lineage: Eukaryota; Metazoa; Cnidaria; Anthozoa; Malacalcyonacea; Plexauridae. The record is from the annotation of a GenBank genome assembly.